AAGAGCUAUUUGGUGAAGGGAAAGCAAGGUUGUUGGUGCGCGGCGAGGGUCUUACCUGCUGGGGCAGGUUGUGGCUGGUUGCAGGGUUUCUGGAACAGAAGAGCCGUGUCAUCCCCCCUUCCGUCCUCUCGUACCCCCCUUCCCCCUCCCUGUGUGUUCCCCUGUGUGUUGGUGACCCCGCAACCCCCCCCGCUCCCCUUUGAACCCUUGUGUCGUGUCGCUACCCUGACCCAAAGCCGCCCUCUCACCCCAUGCUUGGGACAAAGCCAACCCACUGCCAGCCCAAUGACUGCCUGGAUCGUCCUGCCUGUCAGCCUGUCUGCCUUCUCCAUCACAGGAAUAUGGAUAGUAUAUGCCAUGGCUGUGAUGAAUCACCAUGUUUGUCCCGUGGAAAACUGGUCCUACAACGUAACGUGCACAGAGGAGCUGCUCCGUCCAGGCUUUCCCAAGACCUGUUGCACCAUCCAGGACAUCCCCCUAAUCAGUAAAUGUGGUUCUUUCCCUCCUGAAAGCUGCCUGUUCAGCCUCAUCGGCAAUGUAGGAGCCUUCAUGGUGGUGAUGGUGUGCCUUCUGCGCUACGCCCAGGUGAUAGAACACAGCCACGGGUGUUGGGUCAACACCAGCGCUCUGGUGUCGGGUUGCACCAACGCGGUGGGUCUGGUCAUGGUGGGCAACUUCCAGGUUGACCACGCCAAGUCUCUGCACUAUGUGGGCGCUGGUGUGGCCUUCCCAGCAGGGCUUCUUUUUGUGUGCUUACAGUGUGUGCUCACCUACCGGGUGGCAGUGACCGCCCUGGACUACUGGAUGGCACACCUCCGUGUGGCUCUGGCACUCGCAGCCAUGGUCUCCCUCGUCCUCAGCGGCAUCUUCUUUGUGCACGAGAGCUUCACGCUGCAGCACGCCGCCGCCAUCUGCGAGUGGGUCUUCACCGUGGACAUCCUGGUCUUCUACGGCACCUUCACCUACGAGUUCGGCACGGUGACGGGCGACACCUUGAUGGCGGGCCUGCAGCAGUGCCUCCACCACGGCUCGGGGGUGAUCCUGGGCCCCAGGGCCCGGGACUCUGCGCUGAGCGCGGGCAGCGCCGCCACCACCAAGGGCCUCAAGUCGCCCGGCGGCAGCAGCACGUCCACACAUCUCAACUGCACCCCGGAGAGCAUAGCCAUGUUGUAGCUGGCAUGGCAACUACUCUUUUUUUACAACUAAUAUCAGUCUUUCCCCUCCAGGUGUCCUCACCACUAUGAGGUGUCCAGGUGUCCUCACUAUGAGGUGUCCUCACCACUAUGAGGUGUCCUCACUAUGAGGUGUCCUCACCACUAUGAGGUGUCCAGGUGUCCUCACCACUAUGAGGUGUCCUCACCACUAUGAGGUGUCCAGGUGUCCUCACCACUACAAGUCCAGUCCAUGCCAGCUGAGAACUGGAAGGAGAUCCACUGCAAUACCAACAUUUUAAAACUAUAAGCUCUUUUCUACUAAUCGCUUUGCUCUUGUUAGUUUUUUCUAUGAGUUCUUACUAAGUUCUAGUAAAGAUCUGACUUGUCUGGUGAAGAUGGCCAACUACCUCUGCCAAGGAGGUCAUGUUCUUUAUUUCCAUGUGAGCAGGAGGAUGCUAAGCUAAGGUUCAAAAGCUGCCAGGUAUGUUGGAUCCACGAGGAUGCCUUGGUGGAGGUUUUCUUUUUCUACUCUUCAUCACCGAUCAAUGGAUCUGACUUUUGCACGGCACUUUUUGAACGACACAAUAUUAUCGUGUUUUUCCGGAUUAUAAGUCGCGGUUUUUUUUCAUACCGUAUUUUUCAGAGUAUAAGUCGCGCCGAAGUAUAAAC
This is a messenger RNA of Nerophis lumbriciformis (worm pipefish), 1823 nucleotides long. RefSeq names its product transmembrane protein 150Aa (gene tmem150aa). The record is from RefSeq and is a predicted model, not a curated record. Gene Ontology annotation, biological process: protein localization to plasma membrane. NCBI's taxonomy places the organism in Eukaryota, Metazoa, Chordata, Actinopteri, Syngnathiformes, Syngnathidae. Gene Ontology annotation, cellular component: plasma membrane.